AUGUCCAACCAAUUUAAUUUUGAAGGCAACAGCCUAUCCAUUCUCACGAGUCCGCGUUGCAGAACCCUCGUUCCACCUUUCAGGUACAACGUCCAAUCAUUGCAAGUCGCGGAUGGUGCUCAAUGCGAAAUCUUUCAGGGCCUCGGUUGCCAAAACAUGCUGGAUGUCGUUGCGGAAAGCAAUCCGCAGAUUGACGAGGGGGACCAAUUUUAG
Messenger RNA from Akanthomyces muscarius, 213 nucleotides. RefSeq lists its product as uncharacterized. NCBI's taxonomy places the organism in Eukaryota, Fungi, Ascomycota, Sordariomycetes, Hypocreales, Cordycipitaceae. The coding region runs from base 1 to 213 and encodes 70 amino acids. The transcript is spliced from 4 exons. The record is from RefSeq and is a predicted model, not a curated record.